This is a messenger RNA of Penicillium vulpinum, 1353 nucleotides long. RefSeq lists its product as uncharacterized. NCBI's taxonomy places the organism in Eukaryota, Fungi, Ascomycota, Eurotiomycetes, Eurotiales, Aspergillaceae. The transcript is spliced from 4 exons. The record is from RefSeq and is a predicted model, not a curated record. Bases 1 to 1353 code for a protein of 450 amino acids.
AUGAAUCUUUGCAGUCUUCUGAAACAAUAUAUCUGGGACUCUUCCCACAAAGCGAUCAAGGAAGAGGUAUUCGAUCCAAGAGUACACCUCAACUACACUCCACCUUCAAGGAAAUUUACAAUGCAAGACUUGCUUCUAAAACAAAGUCCAACCGCAUCGCCCAUUGCAGCAACAGUGCCAUUUCCAUUGUUGUCGGCUGAAGGUGUCAAAGCCUACCGAAGGGCCCUAUUUCAAAAAGAAGUCAUAGACAAAUGCUCCAGCUCGCCAUUCCCGGGGACUUUGGUCCUUCGUAAUGCUGUGAAACAGUCAAAGUUUGUCAAUGACUUCUGGACGCAUCCCGAAACAAUGAGGAUUGUGUCUGAAGCAGUCGGUGUACCUCUGGAGGUGGUGAUGCCAACGGAAAUAGGACACACUAACAUUCAAGUCGGAGGCGCUACCAUCGCAGAAAUGGCCAGUAAACUCAAAGUUGAGCCGAUGGUAGAAAGGCUCGAGUUGAGUCCCGAAGACCGAACUUAUAACCCUUUGAAGGAUGCCAGUGCUAUCAUUCCAUGGCACUACGACUCAUACCCUUAUGUUUGUGUACUAAUGCUGAGCAAUACUGAGGGUAUGAUCGGAGGUGAGACAUAUAUUAAAAAGGGAGACGGGGAGGCACAGAAGGUUGAGGGCCCUCAACUUGGUCAUGCUGUCAUGCUCCAAGGAGGUGAAGUCUGUCAUCUGGCUGCCCGGGCGAAAGGUGUGAAGGAGCGGAUAUCGACCAUCACUUCAUACCGUUCUACAGUGCCAAAUGUGUAUGACUCCAGCUAUAUUACCAAUGUCCGGCCUUAUGCGGAUACAAACUCUCUCUAUCCUGAAUGGACACAAUACCGUUUGCGAAAAUUGAGAGAUGAACUUACUCAUUAUCUCGACAAGACGGAGGAAGAAGACCCCGCCCAAGAAAGAGAGGGCAUACAAAAUCUUAUAGAUCAGCAGAUUGAUUAUUUGCGACGAACCUCUCGACAGAUGGUUGACCCUGAGUAUACUCAGCGCAUCCUGAGGAAGUAUGGCAGGCCAGCAUACUAUGAUGCACCUAGAAUUUGGGAGACUGUUCAAUCACUACCUGAAUUCGAGAGACUUGCAUCAGCCGCAGAUGAGCAACGACAUUGGCAGCCGGGAAGUAUAUAUUGGACAGACCUCCUGAGGUCCACUGAAACAAUUCGGUUGGGAAAACCUCUUCAAAGUACUCUUGGGACUGCUGUGCGGGAGAAGACGGGGAAUUACUACAUGGGAGAUGAACUUCUGCGACAGGGACUCAAUGAGAUGUUCUUGGAUUGGUUGGGAUACUCGGGUAUCUGGGAAAUUUACUGCAGCAUGUGA